This is a messenger RNA of Aplosporella prunicola CBS 121167, 936 nucleotides long. RefSeq lists its product as uncharacterized. Gene Ontology annotation, cellular component: nucleus; cytoplasm. Bases 1 to 936 code for a protein of 311 amino acids. Gene Ontology annotation, molecular function: protein kinase activator activity. The record is from RefSeq and is a predicted model, not a curated record. Gene Ontology annotation, biological process: signal transduction; cell division; positive regulation of protein phosphorylation. The transcript has 3 exons. Lineage: Eukaryota; Fungi; Ascomycota; Dothideomycetes; Botryosphaeriales; Aplosporellaceae.
AUGCCUCACUCGCCGGGUCCGUCUGCUUCCGUCUCAGAGGCCCCCUCUGCCACUGAGAGCCAGGCUCCUGCUACUCCCGGCACCCGCAAGCCGCCCUACUUCUUCCGUGAGGAGUACACCAACCUCAUCGUCAAGGGCAACUUCAUGACGCUCGCCGCCAGGCCCAAGAUGGUCGAGGAAGGCGAGUGGCUUGCCCACCAAGUCGUCGAGCAAUACCGUCUCUUGGAUGGCAUGAUCCAGAUCAUCAAGAUUCUUGAUGAGCGCACUGGCCGUCCCAUUUGCAACCCGGACACGUGCCCUACUAUGUCCGCGGCCGGGCACACUUACACUUGGUUGGACAACAACAAGAAGCCAAUCAAGAUUCCGGCUUUCUCUUACAUCCAACUUGUCCAGAAGUGGAUUGUAGGCAAGAUUAAUGAUCAGAAUCUUUUCCCGACUGACACGACCAUCCCCAACCAACCUUCUGGCAUCUCGUCACCAACUUACGCUUCCGGGGGCCUGAACACGCCUGGUGCGAACUCACCUAUUGCUGCUGGGCCAACCUCGCUGAACGCACCGCUGAGCCAACUCGCCGGCCACGACUGGGUUGGUAAAUCUUCCGGAUUCCCGGAGAACUUCAAGGAAGAUAUCAAGAGCAUCUAUCGCCAGAUGAUGAGGUGUUAUGCUCACUUGUACCACGGCCACUGGCUUGAUCCCUUCUGGAACCUGAACGCUUACAAGGAGCUUAACACAUGCUUCAUCCACUUCAUCAACGUCGGCAAGCAGUUCGACCUCCUCGGCGACAAGGACAUGGAGCCCAUGAAGCCGCUGGUCGACCUCUGGUUCGAGAAGGGCCUGCUGCCCGCCAAGCAGAGCGACACGACGCAGCAGAGCACGCCGCAGAACGCGCCGGCCGCACAAGCCCAGGACACCAUGGCGCCUCCCUCCGCCGCUUAG